Molecule: messenger RNA, 879 nt
Organism: Amphimedon queenslandica
Lineage: Eukaryota; Metazoa; Porifera; Demospongiae; Haplosclerida; Niphatidae
Product: TNF receptor-associated factor 5-like
Exons: 2
Coding region: 1-879 (292 amino acids)
Biological process (GO): regulation of canonical NF-kappaB signal transduction
Cellular component (GO): plasma membrane signaling receptor complex
Molecular function (GO): zinc ion binding; protein binding
Source: RefSeq, a predicted model, not a curated record
AUGGCUACAGAAGUAGGAGCACAAGGAGGCUAUAGGUACACAUUCACUGAUGGGGAGACAUCCCAAGAGUAUCAAUGCCACAUAUGCACAUUAGUGGCAAGGGAUCCUCAACAAGUCACCUGCUGUGGUAAGAUAUACUGCAAGAGCUGUCUGGAGAGCUCAAAAAAGAAGAGACAGAAACUAACUUGCCCUGACUGCAAUAAGCAACUAACUGGGAAAUAUUUUGAAGAUAUGAGAGCAGAGCAAGGGAUAAAGUCAUUGGAGAUCUAUUGCACUAACACUGAUAGUGGGUGCCAAUGGAUGGGAGCUAUUAAGGAUAUUGAUACUCAUCUUAGCAUUAGCUGUCCCUAUCAACAGGUACCCUGUACUAAUGGAUGUGGAGCGAUGGUACAGAGAAUAGAAAUGGAAGCACAUGUGACAGAUGAUUGUCAAAGAAGUCUAGUCAAGUGUCAGCACUGUCAGAGGGAGGGCUCACGUCAAUUGAUGACUAGUAACAAUCAUCUUAACAAGUGUCCCAACUACCCAGUCAGAUGCAAUAAUGAUGAGUGUGAGGAGGUUAUACCAAGGCGUUUGCAAGCAGCACACCACAUGACCUGCCCUAAAGCUAUUGUAGCAUGUGAAUACAGUAACAUUGGUUGCAAUAGAAAGAUGAAGAGGGAGGAGAAGGAGGAACAUAGCAGGGAAUCAGUAGAGGAACACCUUCAGCUAGCAGUGAGGAAAAUCGAAAAGUUAGAACUGAAAACAAUCAACAGCAAAGUGUUUAGGCUGACGGAGUUCUUACAGAAAAAGACUCAGAACAAGUUUUGGAAUAGCUCGGACUUCUACACAUCACCAAGAGGCUAUAGGAUGAGGCUAAGGAAUCAUCUCUCAAAGUCUUAA